This is a messenger RNA of Brassica rapa (field mustard), 414 nucleotides long. RefSeq lists its product as uncharacterized. NCBI's taxonomy places the organism in Eukaryota, Viridiplantae, Streptophyta, Magnoliopsida, Brassicales, Brassicaceae. The record is from RefSeq and is a predicted model, not a curated record. Gene Ontology annotation, molecular function: zinc ion binding.
AUGUCUUCCUCAUCCUUCACCUCCGGAAAUUAUUACAGACGACGUAGGAAUACGGAAAGAGGAACGCCGAAAGAGUGUUGGUGUGGUGCACCAUCUGACAUUUUUACAUCUGGAAGCGAAACAAAUCCAGGAAGAUUGUACUAUUGCUGUGCAAAAGGAUAUCAUAAGAGUCAUUUAUUCAAAUGGGCGGAUGAGUGCUUGGUGGAAGAGGUUGAAGAUAUUAAGGCAGUGAUAAAUGGCAUGAAUAGAGACAUCUCGGAGUUGCGAGUUAACGUUGCUCGGUUGGCGAAUGGAGUAAAGACAGAAUCUGAGAGAAAAGGAGGCGAAUGUUUGAGUGAGAGUCGGUGUUUGAGGAAUGUGGUUGUUUGUGUGGCUGGAAUGGCGAUACUUUGCUACUACUACUUCUCUGUUUAG